Molecule: messenger RNA, 986 nt
Organism: Magnolia sinica
Lineage: Eukaryota; Viridiplantae; Streptophyta; Magnoliopsida; Magnoliales; Magnoliaceae
Product: late embryogenesis abundant protein At5g17165-like
Exons: 2
Coding region: 16-507 (163 amino acids)
Source: RefSeq, a predicted model, not a curated record
UGAUUUCUGCUGGAGAUGAGGGGAGAAACAUUGGUAUCUUCCGUCUUCAGAGAUCUCUUGCUUUUGCCACUUUUCUCUUCUAAAAAUCCAAUCGAGAAGCUUUCCGACUGCGAUUACUCCUAUUGCAUGGCAGCCAAUUUGCAGAGGCGAGGAAUCGCGAGCUUUGGGAAGCGAUUCGUCGAACGAAGCUGGGUCGGUAGCUUCCGAGAUCCUGCUGCAGUUAAGAUUUCUGCUUUCAGUUGUGUUGACAGGAGAGGUGCGCACUGCUCAGCCUACGACAAGAACCCGGACGAUCAGGUACAUCCGACCGUUGUACCGGACGAUGUGAUACAGCCCGAGUCCGACAAGUACUGGGCCCCACACCCCAAGACUGGAGUGUUUGCGCCCAGCGAGCAAAACGGACGUGCCGGUGGGGACCACCACCCACCGCCUGUGGAUGGUUCGGUCCUGGAGGAGAAGGCCUGGUUCCGUCCGCUCGAGGACGUUGACAAGCCCCACCCCGUCUAAAAAGGACGAAAACGGCGUUGGGUAGCUUCCGUGGAGGAAGUGGGGCCCACAAUGUCUACGAUGGUACUGGACUCCAUUUCUCCUACCGGUGCUAUAUGUACGCAGCUUUUUCGUGUCAGAAAUACUCGUAUAUGUACGUAUCUUGCUUUGGUCGGUUUGUCUUUUAGACGACUACAUAUUUUCCUAAUUUUGUGGAAGAAAUAGGGCUGUUUGGCUGAUUACAUGCACCGUAGCUGCAAUUUCCAACAGGAAGCACAGAAAUACGGUAGAGAUCGUCCGCUACGUAACACGUGGUAGGUGGUGCGUUAAUCAGUUACCUACCCGUAUGUCUUCUUCACUUUCUGAUGGUGAAUGUUGGCCGUUGAUGAUUUCAUUCUCCGUCAGUUGCUUCUAGGGUCAUCGAAUGGAUGCCUUGGAUCAUAUGGCAUAUGUGAAAUUUGUGACCUUUUGUGUAUUAAUAGAACAUGGGGAUUUUAGAA